This is a messenger RNA of Malassezia pachydermatis, 903 nucleotides long. Its product is annotated as mov34-domain-containing protein. Gene Ontology annotation, cellular component: eukaryotic translation initiation factor 3 complex, eIF3m. The transcript is spliced from 2 exons. The record is from RefSeq and is a predicted model, not a curated record. Gene Ontology annotation, biological process: translational initiation. The coding region runs from base 1 to 903 and encodes 300 amino acids. Gene Ontology annotation, molecular function: translation initiation factor binding; translation initiation factor activity; metallopeptidase activity. Lineage: Eukaryota; Fungi; Basidiomycota; Malasseziomycetes; Malasseziales; Malasseziaceae.
AUGGCUGGGCAGAACACGUUUUCUGCGUCGAGCGCUCUGCACUUGAGCUUCCCACCUGCCGCGUCGGGUGUGUUCCACUCACGUUCUAUUACGGGUGUCAAGGUCCAUCCGGUGGUCCUUUUCUCUAUUCUUGAUCAUUACCUGCGUCGCGAUGCUUCGCAGCCGCGUGUCAUCGGUACUCUUCUUGGUACUUGCAGCGAGGCAGAGGUCGAGAUCCGUAACUGCUUCGCUGUGCCUCACAACGAAAGCCACGACCCGUGGCAGAUUCAUCUUGAUGCCGAACACCACCGCCGCAUGGUCGAACUGCACCAACGUGUGCGCCCCGAGGAAGUUGUCCUUGGCUGGUACUCUACUAAUACGGAGCUGAACUCUAACAGUGCGCUGAUUCAAGACCACUACUCGCGUGAGACGGCGCCUCAUCAAGCGAUUCACCUCACGCUUAAUACCAACGUGGCCGACGAGAAGAAUGGCCUUGGUGUCCAGUGCUAUGUGAGUUCGCUCCUUGGCAGCACAGCGAAGCCCGAAGACUGCGCGUUCCUUUCUCUUCCCACGACGCUGCUUACGACAAGCCCCGAGCAGACAGCACUGCGACACUUGGCGUCGCCCAAGCCAGAGUCUUUGACGGACCUCGACGCUCUAAGGGCCUCGUUGGAGCAGGUUCAGACACAGCUGGAGCGUGUUCUUACAUAUGUGCGCAAGGUGCUUGCGGGUGAGAUCGAGGGUGACAAGGCUGUGGGUCGCUACCUGAGUGAUACCAUUGGCGUUGUGCCUGCUGGCAUGGACGACUCGGUGCUCGACUCGCUCUUCCAGUCGCACCUGCAAGACGUAUUUAUGGUGUCGUAUCUUGCUAAGGUGAUUAGUGCGCAGGCAGAGCUGUCAUCGCGCCUAACGCUUCUCUCAUAG